Ipomoea nil (Japanese morning glory) is the source of this 1386-nucleotide messenger RNA. RefSeq names its product probable cinnamyl alcohol dehydrogenase 6. The coding region runs from base 240 to 1193 and encodes 317 amino acids. The transcript is spliced from 5 exons. The record is from RefSeq and is a predicted model, not a curated record. Gene Ontology annotation, molecular function: cinnamyl-alcohol dehydrogenase activity. Lineage: Eukaryota; Viridiplantae; Streptophyta; Magnoliopsida; Solanales; Convolvulaceae. Gene Ontology annotation, biological process: lignin biosynthetic process.
CAGCGUUUCCAGCUUUGUCCGGAUAUCAGGAGGGGAACAUUUUGACGUGAAAAGAGAUCCAGAAUUCCGGCGGGUUUUGAAAAGGCCCGACAAGUCAAACCCGGAAGCCAUGGAGGAGAUUAGCUCGAUCGCGUUGAAGAACGGCGGGAUGAUUUGGGUGUUAUUUGAGAAUCCGAUUCCUUAAUCUCCUCCUCAUCUUGAAUUGGAAAUUUAAAUCCCUUUAGAAACUAGGGGCUCUCAUGAUCGCCAUAAUCUUGACAAGGGGAAAAAUCUCCAAAUUUGUCAACGCUCCUCGCUGUUGGAAUACCUUGCGUAGCUGCAAAUGUCGGAGGUAUGAAAUUGUAGGAAUUGUAACAAAGACAGGAAGCAAUGUGAGCAAUUUCAAGAUUGGGGAUAGGGUUGGUGUAGGCUAUGUAUCUUCUUCUUGUUUGGACUGUGAGCUCUGCAAUACCUCAAGAGAGCACUACUGCGACCAAAUGCGCCCCGUUUACAAUAGUGUUGCUUCAGAUGGUACUGUCACGUACGGAGGUUACUCCCAAAUGAUUGUAGCAGAUCAUAGGUAUUGUGUGCACAUACCAGAGAAUCUGGCACUUGAGAGAGCAGCACCGUUACUAGUAGCAGGGAUAACGGUGUACAGUGCUAUGAAAAAUAGCAACAUAUUUGAGUGUCCUGGGAAAAGAAUUGGAGUGAUUGGUUUAGGUGGUUUAGGUCACAUGGCUGUCAAAUUUGGCAAGGCUUUUGGGCACCAGGUCACUGUCAUUAGUACCUCUUCUUCUAAGAAAGAAUUGGCAAUUCAGAGAUUGGGAGCAGAUGAUUUUAUAUUGAGCACUGACCCAACACAAAUGCAGGGAAAUAGAAGAAGUCUAGACUUCAUUUUGGACACUGUAUCUGCAAACCACUCUGUUGGACCUUACAUUGAGCUAUUGAAAGUAGAUGGCACCUUGGCUAUUGUUGGUGCACCAUCUAAACCAAUCGAUUUCCCAUCAUUACCUUUGAUAUGUGGCAAGAUAACGAUAAAGGGAAGCAUAAUUGGAAGUGUGGAGGAAAUUAAAGAAAUGAUGGAGUUCUGUGAGAAAUAUGAGAUCUUGCCAGAGAUAGAGAUUGUCCCUAUUAACAAAAUAAAUGAAGCCUUUGAUAGGCUUGCAAAGAAUGACGUCAAGUUUCGAUUUGUCCUUGACAUUGCAUCAAGCUAGGCUCUAAUGGUUCAUAUUAUUAGGGAUUUGAGAGUUGAGCUGCGAGCGCUGGAUUAUUUCAGCAUUACUUUAUCUCUAUGCUUGUGUUGUUUGGAAUGUUUUCUGUCUGAGUUUGUGAGUUGUUUGGAAUCUCUAGCUAAUCAAUAAUCUACUUGGUGAUGCAAAUUUGGUAAUAAAUUAUAUUUUGUCUCCA